This is a messenger RNA of Bactrocera neohumeralis, 2806 nucleotides long. Its product is annotated as autophagy-related protein 13 homolog. Gene Ontology annotation, cellular component: phagophore assembly site; extrinsic component of membrane; Atg1/ULK1 kinase complex. The transcript has a single exon. Gene Ontology annotation, biological process: piecemeal microautophagy of the nucleus; protein localization to phagophore assembly site; mitophagy. The record is from RefSeq and is a predicted model, not a curated record. Bases 460 to 2025 code for a protein of 521 amino acids. Lineage: Eukaryota; Metazoa; Arthropoda; Insecta; Diptera; Tephritidae.
AUGGUGUCGUCAAUUCACAUCGUUUACGUGUUUGAUUGAAAAUAGAUGUUAUGAAAAUUGUCACAUUUAAAAUAAAGGAAUGUCUUUGUAAAACAAAAAAUGUUCUUAAAUUGACCCUGAAAUAAUGUGAAGUGAUUUGAAAUUCAUAAAAAUAAUAUGUAAAAUUUUAAAGAGUUUUAAAAGUACAAAUGAAAUUUUGUGUUUAAUAAAGUGAAAACGCAAUUGCUACGAAUGAACCUCAAAGCAAAUGAAAAAAAUUCGAUAGAAAAUAUUUUGAACAAACUAAAUAUCUGAUAGCUAAAUAAUUAUAGUGUGCGGUAAAUAGAAAACGUUAACAAACAACGUACUUUGAACUGUGUAAAUAACAGAGUCCAAAUAAAACUAAAAUUUGGUUCUGGUGGAAAUUGGUAAAAACACGCCCACUAUCGAAAACAUUUGAAGUGUAUAUGAAAGAAAAAGAUGUCUGGCCAACGUGUCAAUUUAAAUGCUGCCGAAAAGGAUGUGGAGAAGUUUAUAAAAUUUUUAGCGCUGAAGUCUACUCAAGUUGUAGUGCAGUCGCGCUUGGGUGAGAAGAUACAGACCCCAUGUAAUCCUUUGGCUACUGGUAGUGAUUGGUUUAAUAUAGUUAUUCAAGACCAUCCUGAUAUAUAUGCCGAGACAAAGCGUGCAUUAUCGUUGGAGCCCGGCCAAAGUAUACUAAAGCGACUGCCUUUGUGUGUAGAAAUUUCCUUACGCACAGUAGAGGGAGAUCAAAUGGUAUUAGAAGUAUGGUCAUUGGACAUUCAAUUACCUGGAUGUCACAAAAAUUGUAAAGAUGAUAUAUGUGAAGUUCUCAUAAAAAACGUUGAAAACGGAAAAGGCGUUGUUAUGAAUGGGACUGGUGCGCCUAUGUCAGAGCAGCAGACAUUAAAAGCGGCACAUGCCAUUUAUAAUCGUAUGGGUAUUCUACUAAAGUCACUAAUUUCUUUGACACGAGCCACUCCUGGUUAUAAAUUGUCACGACGUCAAUGUCCAGAAGCAUAUGGAAUUUACUAUCGUAUUUACGUCGAUCGGCCACAGUUACAUACUUUGGGUGAAGGUCAUAAAAAUGUUAAAAUCGGCCAACUAAAUACUAUUGUUGGUACGUUAAGUAUGUCCGUUUCUUAUCGAACUAAAAUGACCAUUACCCCUACCACCUCAGAGGGUCACAAUGGAGAAUCAAAUCAAAUUAUGCUAAAAUCUGACCAUUUUCGACGUGGCGAUUCUUCUCCUACUCAAAAUUUGUCUAUCGCAGGACUGAAAAGAGGCACAGGAGUUAAUGGCGAAAAGAAAAUAAUUGAUAUUGAGAAGCCUCUGCGGCCAGGAGCCUUUACCGAUGUUGGUAAAUUGCGGCAGUGGACUGAAAAAGACUAUAUUUUGCCAGAAACUCCUCCAUUCGAAUGGUUGUUGCGACGCCCACGACAGGAAAGCGGAGGUUCUGUUGGUUCGGUAGAGUCCUUAAAUAAAAAGAGCGAUGGUAGCAUUUCUGCACCUACUUCUGGUAAUGGGCCAGAACAGACUGUUCAAAAUAAUAAUGCUGUAAUUGGAAAUAAAACUAACAAUAGUUCCCAGGCAAAUAAUAACAACAACGUUAUUGCUUUUAAGAGCUUAGAGAAUGGGCAAAAUGGCUUACAAGCGAAGUCAUCUGCCGCUAAUUCAGCACUCUCGCAGUCGCCUAUGAAAAGUCUGCUUAUACCCGCCCCUACGUCUUCCCGCAAUAACGCAAUGAAAAAUCGGCCCGAAGAUGAUAACCUUCUCAAAGAAUUAAAUUUUCCUUUUGCGUUACCAAAUUCACAUGUCAAUGAUUUGGCGAAGUUUUACCGUGAUUGUUAUCACGCACCACCACUUCUUGGACUGAACGAAACUCAAACGGAUGUAGCGGUAGAACAAUUAGAGGAAUUUGAAACAUCCUUAGAAGACUACGAUGAACUAGUUUUACAGCUUGGACUAAGCACAUCAACAUCGACGGGUAGCCGGAGUAGUGGGGGUUUGCAAAUGAGUAACUAAUAUCUACGAAUAUUUACGAUUAUUCCAUGGAUACUAUUGUAAGCGUAUAAGUAGGUAGAUAGGUAAAGUUUACAGUCAAGGAUAUACAUAUUCAACAUGAUCAAUUGUCUAGGCUUGAAUUUCUUUUAUUUGCUUAAUUUGCUUUUAUGUUAUUCAACAAAGAGUUUACAGUUAUAUAACGUAUGUAAAUAUAUGAUAAUAUUUAUUAAGCAUAAUAAUUUGGUAACUGUAAAAAUCUACAAAUUUGGAAAUAAUCAUAUGCAUAAAGCAUUAUUAGAAUGUUUUUAAUAUUAAAAUUUUGAUAGUUUUGAUAGUUUAAUAAUUAAAUAAAUAUUAGGUUUCCUAAUAAGAAUGUCGCAUUAAAUAAAGUAACUAGAAGUAAGAAACGUUACUAACAAUUAUCAAACAGGUACCAAUAUUUAUGGUAUUAUUUGUAAAGAAAUUUUAAUUUAUAACAAAAUUUGUAAUCUAUGCAGUAAAGUAAUCUGCAGUAUUGUUUAGUGCCUUUUUAACUAGUAUUUGUCUUACGAAUAUUCCAUUACUUUGAAAUUGGAGUCAAAAAUUGUAUUCUUAAUAUAAGUACAUUUUAUAUGUGACAGUUUUAAAAUCCUUGUAAUCGAAAGCGUCAGAGUGCAUCCAAUAGACUGGUGUUUGCAUAAUUAUUGGGAGUUUCGUUUAAGUAAUGACAGUUCAAAGUUAUUUCGGCAAGCAUACAUAUGUACAUACGCUCAUCUAUGCAUAUAUAUAUAUACAUACAAAUAUACAAAAUCGAAAAAAUGCA